Molecule: messenger RNA, 1816 nt
Organism: Acanthocheilonema viteae
Lineage: Eukaryota; Metazoa; Nematoda; Chromadorea; Rhabditida; Onchocercidae
Source: the annotation of a GenBank genome assembly
AUGUAUUCGAUAAAUUCACUGAAAGCUUAUGACGAUCUUGGCAAUGUCCUUCCGGAUUCCACCCAGCUGCUCCAGCAUUUCCGUUUCCGUAAAAAUGGUCUCAACGAUGGAACAUUACAACUUGCGAAGAGCUUCAAAAACACUUCCAUUAUGGCAUUUUGGGCAAAUAUUAGCGCUACUGAUAUGAGCCAUCCGGAUGAACCGGGUGAUAAAGCGGAAUUAUUGGUUCAAUUGAUAGUACCGGAAGAACAGAUAUCGGACGCAGAUCUUGUAAAAUUCGAUCAAUUGCGAUCGAUUGUUGAAAUACCAGAAAGCACAGCUGUUGGCACUUAUAUCUAUACUGUAAAUGUAAAACCACUUCCAGCUAAUUUAGUGGGAAAUCAUCGUGUUGUAUAUUCAUUAUCUAAAGGACAUCGUGGUUUUACUAUAAAUCCUAUAACAGGUGUUAUAACAACAGCAACAAAGUUACGUGUUGGAACUGAUUAUAAUCUUACCAUUAUCGCCACUGAGCCAAAUAAGCAAGUGACAAGUUCAACGUCAAUUUUAGUCAAAGUUAUGUCAUCGAUGAAGCAACGUAUUCCGAUAUUUUCAAGCGAUUCAUAUAUUUUCAAUGUCACCGAAAAUGCUCCUGGCGGAACUAUUGUGGGCACUUUAACUGAAUUAACAAAUAUUACAACCAAAAUUAAAUACACGAUUACUGGGAAUGAAAAAACUUAUUUUGAAAUCGACAAAAAGAUAACAGUUAAUGUGUUGGAUGAAAAUGAUGUUAAGCCUCGAUUUCGGGCACGAUCAUAUUCAGCAACAGUAAUGGAAAAUAGUCCAAUAAAUACAUUUAUAGUUAAUGCUCCGGCAAUUGAUAACGAUUCAAAUGUGGAAUAUUCAUUAAUGAUGAAUAGCGAAUCAUCAGCUUUAUCAUCAUUAUUGCGUGUUGAUGAAGAUGGUAGCAUUCGUAAUGUGGUACCACUGCUUGGAUUAGAAGGAAAGUAUCAAUUUGCUAUCACUGCUAGAGAUGGUCGACAUACCGGUGCAUCUGCUACCGUUUUCCUCACUAUUUUGCCAACUUCAAAAUGUCAACCGACUUUUCCGGAAACUGUUCCAGAUGUCAUUUAUGCUAAUGAGAACGAAUUUCCGGGUUCAACAUUAGCGAAAUUCAAAGGUGUAGUAUCGAGUGAAGAUUGUCAAGUAACUUAUGCAAUAUGGAAUGGUGUAAAAUAUGUGGCUGAAACAGAAUUAUUCAUAAUUGAUACUUUAACCGGUGAAUUAAAAGCUAAAGAAAUGUUUGAUUGCGAGGAAAAUGAUCGAUAUGCUCUCGUUAUUGCUGCAUUCAGCGGUGAUUUAUUUGCUGAAUUAGACGUUGAAGUUCGUGUUGUCGAUCAAAAUGACAAUCCAAUAGAAGUUAUUGAUAGCAAUGUUUCCUUUAGUAUACGUGAGGAUGAAAACAUUGGCCUUCUAAUAACCAAAAUUCGAGCAUUUGAUCGGGAUAUAAAUGAUAAGGUUUAUUUCCAUUUAAAAGAUAAUAAUAAAACAUUUACAAUUGGUCGUACGGACGGCAUUUUGAAAUUGGCCAAUGAAUUGGAUCGAGAAGAGCAAGAUUUUUAUGAGCUUCAUAUAAUGUUAACCAAUUCGGAAGCAUCUGAUAUUGAGGAUAACGCGGUGUUUGCCACUGUAAAAAUUAUGGUAUUAGAUGUAAAUGAUAAUGGACCAAUAUUUGAAAGUAAUAUAUAUAAAAAAGCAAUUCCACGUGAUGCGAUAGCAGGAAUGGAAAUUGUUAAAGUUGUAGCGAUGGAUCCCGAUUUAACUAAUGCUUCUUCACCAC